UCCAAUUCCCCAUCGUCUUCCAAUCCUUGUUCUUCUAUAAUAACCAAAAGAAAUCAAUUCCUAGAAGAUCCAAGUAAAAUGCGGAUUAAAUCCUUCUCUUUGGCUCUGCUGAUAAGCCUGGUUCUCGCCGGUGCGGCAGAGAGCAUCACGUUCGAUCAGAAGGAUCUGGAAAGCGGAGAGAGCUUGUGGGGUCUGUACGAGAGGUGGAGGAGCCACCACAGCGUUUCCAGGGACGUCGACGAGCUGCUGACGAGAUUCAAUGUCUUCAAGCACAACGUUAAGUUCAUUCAUGAGUUCAACAAGAAGGGCAGCUCCUACAAACUGAAGCUCAACGGCUUCGGCGACCUGACGAACCAGGAGUUCCGGUCGCUCUACGCCAACUCCAAGAUCAACCACCACAGGUUGCUGCAGGGAAGUCAGCGUCCCUCGGCUGCGGCCUUGCAGCGCGACGCGGGGGAUGAUCCUCCUCCGGCCAACGUUAAAGGAAAACAGAGACGCCACCACCUGCGCAUUUUCAUAACCCACUUUUCAUAA
Molecule: messenger RNA, 534 nt
Organism: Nymphaea colorata (pocket water lily)
Lineage: Eukaryota; Viridiplantae; Streptophyta; Magnoliopsida; Nymphaeales; Nymphaeaceae
Product: thiol protease SEN102-like
Exons: 1
Coding region: 79-534 (151 amino acids)
Source: RefSeq, a predicted model, not a curated record